UUCGUGAAAGAAUGUGAAAGUAUGACAAUUUAGGUUACCACAAAUUGGUAAUAAUGUGAAUUGUUUGACAUUUAAAAAAAUUGUUAUUUUUGUAUAUAUUUUAUUAUUUGCUAUAUUAUAUUCAUUUGUUUAUUUAAGUUAAAAAGUUUAUUCAAAGAUGUAUUUGAUAAGUUGCACUAUGAUUCAUUUUUUCUUAAUUAACAUAUUUGUUAAUUUGUUAUUUGUCUGUCAUGCAACAGGACAAAAUAUUAAUGCUAAUAAGAAUAAUAAUAAUAAUAAAAAUAAUAAUAAUAAGAAUACUAAUGUAGUAUUACAAAAUACUACACCAAAACCUCCUGUAAUAACUGAUGCAGAAUUACAACGAAUAACAGAAGAUUUGUUUCAAAGAGAUACAUGUUGUAUUUACAGAAAUAUUACUGUCAGUUUUCAAGGAUGGAUACAAAGAGAUAAUGUAACAGACAAUGCUCCAAAACCAUUGUUCAGAAUUCCCACGAAUGUCUUGUCACAUCCGACAAUAAUUAAACUAAACAAACUCUUUGAUAAUUAUGAGAUAGAUAUAAGUAAACCGGAAGUCGUGACUAAAGAAGAAACUGCUGAAGAAGAUGAUUUUAUUAACACUCUUUUGUCAUCCGACAUUUUAACAACUGUUAUGAAUUUUCUUGCUACAAAAGGUUACUUUGAAAAAAAUACUCAGACUUAUAAAACCAUAUUGAAAGCUAUUUGGUUUGAACAAUAUUCAAGAAUUAAAGGAUCCAUUGGUAGUUCAGGAUUUGAGCAUGUAUUUCUAUUAGAACGAAAAAAGGAUAAUAGUAUUGUUGGUUUACACAAUUGGAUUUAUUUUGCUAAACAAGAAUCAUUAAAUAAUAUCAAUUAUCUCGGUUAUGGACGUAAAGUUCUUUUCGAUAAUAAAGCUGCACUUGCUAAAAUACAUUUUAAUUUUAAACAACAACAUAAAGUGUCGACUAUAUUGAUUGGAACAUUACCAGAAUUAGAAAUAGCUGUUUAUACGCUAUGCUUUUAUACAAGACCUAAUGAAAAAUGUAGAAUAUCAUUUGCAACGCAUAAAUUUAAUAUUCAAACAUACCAAUGGCAGCAGAAUAAUAAAAAUUAUGUUGGAGCUGCGUAUCCUCUUAUCUAACAAUGACAAUAUAUAAGAAAAAUGUAUGUUCAUUGAUAUUAAUAAAGGUCUCAUCGGAUAUUUCCAGAUCAAAGCAAAUAUGUACGACUAACAGUAGAGAAAGUAGGAUUUAAAUAAACAACCAAUUGCAUAUCUUGUUAUCAAACAAUUUUUAUUAUCUGAUUGGUCGAUUCAUAUCUAUCGAUGUAUCUACUAGCCAAUAAAAAAGUCAGUUUUCCCUUUAAAUGUUCUAGGGAAUCCGUAAUGUAUUAUAUGCGUAUAUAUUUAUGUAUAUGUGUAUACGUAAAUAUGAUUAUUGUCAGUCAGGUGUUGGCUAACCUGUCGAGGAAAAUAGAAUCGAUAGGGACGAGCUUUCGGUUGCUUCGAAACUUCGGGAAGGAAGAAUCAGUGGUACCCUUCACUUGGAGAAGGCCAUAUCCCAUAAAAACACUAGCCGAACAGACCGGUGACAUAAUUCAUUGAGACUUAUACAUGCCAGUUAAAGAGUCAACAACAUCGAGUUUUCGAAGAGAUUUAACCCAACAAGAACAAUUC
This is a messenger RNA of Polistes dominula (European paper wasp), 1672 nucleotides long. RefSeq names its product endoribonuclease Arlr. Lineage: Eukaryota; Metazoa; Arthropoda; Insecta; Hymenoptera; Vespidae. Gene Ontology annotation, molecular function: RNA endonuclease activity. The record is from RefSeq and is a predicted model, not a curated record.